AUGGCGUCUUCACUGGAGAUCCUGAAUCCGCAGUCCUGGGUGCCCAAGGAGAGCAAGAAGCAGGACCCCAGGUCUGCUAAGGUCUUAGAAGAACUCUCAACAGCCAUGAUCCGGAUCUUCUGCGAACAAGACUGGUCCAAUCCGCUCCUCAAGUACGCGUUACCGAAUUUUUCGGCCUACAUCGACUACGAUGAGGUUCGAAGUCGAUCAUUGGAGGAACACAUCGCCUUCCACAAAUGGAUGCACAAGAAGUAUCCAGGAUACAUCUAUGAGGUCGAGACGGUCUCGGCGGAUGUGGACGAUGUCAAGGGCUUGGCUACGGUGUGGGCUACAUUGCGAGUUACCGGUCAUCCGUGGAAGAUACAGCGUGAGAGCGUGACCAUUCUCUGGUGGAGGAGAAAAAAAGGCCAGUGGAGAUGCUACAAACAAUUUGGCCCGCUGGAUCAUGGACGCAUGUUGGAACCAUUGACCACUUCAGCGGCCGGGUGCCAAACGCCAUGGCCGGCAAUGCCAAGUCAACUGCAAUUCCAACAUUUUGCCACAUCAUCCUACCAUCUGCACGAGGUCAGAGGCCCCAAAAUGACGGCAAAGAGCCUCGAAGGUGUUCUCAGUCGAUAA
Messenger RNA from Zasmidium cellare ATCC 36951, 618 nucleotides. RefSeq lists its product as uncharacterized. Bases 1 to 618 code for a protein of 205 amino acids. The transcript is spliced from 2 exons. The record is from RefSeq and is a predicted model, not a curated record. NCBI's taxonomy places the organism in Eukaryota, Fungi, Ascomycota, Dothideomycetes, Mycosphaerellales, Mycosphaerellaceae.